AUGCCGGCGGACCGCUUGCUAGGCACUCUGCUGAGAGCGCUCCAGACAUACACUGAGCAGGAAGACACGCCGAGGUUGUUCGGCACUGCCUCGUCUCUACUCACGACUUUGAACAAUCCGCUCAAUGUCACGCUCCUGACAGGUCAAUUGUUGUCAGCACCAGCAAUAUGGCUAAGACCGGAAGGCUUGCGAACAUGCAUGCGAUGUUUGAGUGUCUUUCAUACGGCGGCACAAGCACUUCUCAAGCAUGAGGACGCUUUGAGGGAGAAGGGUCCGGAUCAAGACCUUGUAAACUUGCAGCCGGAGCGAACUUUGCCAAAGGAUGAGUGGAUCAAGGCUGCGCUCAGCGGAGCCGACGAGCACUCUCCACGAUGGAGACACAUCCUGGUCAUCGCAGGUCUACUACUUGGCUUUGGUCGGCCGGAGGAGGAGAAUCUUAGUCGAAACAUGCGCAGUACGCUCGAGACCGCGCUGAUCACUGCUACGAACCUCGCGCUGGAGGAGACUCUCGAAGACGAUGAGCUCGGAAUGGCCUCCAUAACAUUGGCACUGAACCAUUGCUUCCCAUACCUCCCGGAUCACGAACGAUCACAGAUAGACUAUGAUCUUCUGUUGCCGGUCUUGGUACGUUCUACACUACAUUCGAGCGAAGGGUUGCAGUCUGCAUAUUUUCUGGGCGCUCUCGAUCGGGACGUCCUACUACAGCAUGAUGACCACCUGCAAUGGAGCGAGCAAUCAACAUCAUACCAGCAAAUUCAGGCAAUGCUAUCGAGUCCAUUGAUAGGAUCGCUCGGACCGUUGGCGCGACUAAUCGGCCAUUCCGUCGAACAAGCAAACGAGUCCUGGCUCGUCACUGCAGUCUUGAACGACAUAGAGACAUUCGCCAGAACGCUUCACACCCAAUGGAGACAGAACAAGCUGUCUGGAGUGGAGACCACUGAGCAACAACUACGGCUCAAUGAGCGCACAUUGAACAUCACUGUACCGACCCUUUGGAGGUUGCUGCAAUCCAUAAUGUUUGCGAGCGUCAUUGUCCUACGCAGUGCGCUCGGUCGCCUGCUAGGCGAUAUCAUGCUCGCGAACGAUUCCACGGCGCCUACCAUUGCAAAGCAAUCGUUGUACAUUCUACGGAACCUAUACUUCAUUACAACGCGACAAGGAUCAGCAACGUUCUCGCAAUACAACUUCGUCUCGUACACAGCCAUGGAUAUCCUUGGCCAGUACCCGUUGGAAGCACAGUCUUUCUUGCGAGAUAUACGUCCUGCAUUCGUCGGAACCGUAGCCGAACAUCCUCUAGAACGGAAUUUGGACCUCUUCUUCCUCAAUACUGCUGAACAUUUUACUCUGGUACUACCUCCGCAUGUCAGCGAAGAACUCCUCUUGCCCACUGUCACCUGCUACCUUGCCGCAGGAGGCAAAGGGCAACUCCUGCCCAUCUUCGAAGCAGCACACAGUGUCACUUUGGCAGUGUUCUCGGCGCCGCAGAAUGCGGAUGCCACUAUCAAGAACCUGCCACUCUACGUGGACUCCCUGUUCAAAGUCUUCCCACUGAACCUGUCGGCUCGGCAAUUCCGUUUAGCUUUCAAGACGCUGCUGAAGUUGACCUCGCCGCCAUCUUCAUUGUCACUGUCUCAGCCAAUGAUGCCCGCCACAUUGCUGGAGCUACUGCACGAUCGAGCGCUGCAUAGUUCAACCACGCCAAUACCUGUACAUCCGGGUACAGCAGAAGCCGCCGUUGAGGCGCCUGUGCCGCUGUCCGAGCAGGCAGUACUGACUCUGACCGUACUUGAUGGCUUGACGCAGGUGCCGUUGGAUUUGUUAGACGAGUGGUUACCUCUAACCGCUGAGAUGAUUCAUAUGAUCCAAGAUGCGGGCAUGCGUGAGCAUUGUAAGCAACACUUCUGGCAUAUCCUAACGGGCGGUGAGCUUGAUCCGGAACGGAGUAGAGUAUGCCAUGCGUGGUGGAGCACUGGAGGCGGCAGAGAAUGGAUCUUGUAUGGCAGCAAUGAGGACGAUGAUACUGCAUUAAUGAGUGGUGGCUUUCAAGGAGGCCAGGAGAGCAAGCUGUAG
Molecule: messenger RNA, 2070 nt
Organism: Fulvia fulva
Lineage: Eukaryota; Fungi; Ascomycota; Dothideomycetes; Mycosphaerellales; Mycosphaerellaceae
Product: Peroxisomal membrane protein PEX17
Exons: 2
Coding region: 1-2070 (689 amino acids)
Source: RefSeq, a predicted model, not a curated record